Molecule: messenger RNA, 3055 nt
Organism: Halichondria panicea
Lineage: Eukaryota; Metazoa; Porifera; Demospongiae; Suberitida; Halichondriidae
Exons: 5
Coding region: 407-1081 (224 amino acids)
Source: RefSeq, a predicted model, not a curated record
UGUCCUCCCUCCUCUGAUGUGGAAUAUGUAACUAGAUCUACUGUGAUGCACUAGCAUGUAAUAGGGGUGUGGUCAACAAAUGUGGGAGUGGCCAAACAUUUUGCAGCGUGCGUAAACCUUCCCCCCAAAACUUUUAAUCCUAUAGAUGAGAAACCCUGACAGUCUAUUGUAUAGAACACAACCAGAGACAGUCAGGCUGCCUCUUCUUUAUUAUGGAUCAGGGGGACUCACCAAGGACUUCCCUAAUUGUAUAUCAUAGGAGGUUUUCCAGGAAAAAUUAAUUACUGUUAUAGUACAUACAGCGCAAUACAAUAGUAAUUAUAUGCAUGAGUAACUUGCAUUCCCUCAACCUACCUACCUGAAAACCUGUUAUUAUACUCAGCAAUCAUCUUUGCCCUAUAGAAAGAUGACUAUAAUGUCACUUUUAGCUGCUAUGCUAGUGUGUGGACUGUUCAAUCAAAUUGGAUUAGCUCAAGAAUCAACUCAAGAUCAUCAGAAGCCCAUAUGUGUUAUACAUGGCUAUACCAUACAGGGUGAUUUCAUAUACGUAUGCGAGGCUGUACAAUCUAAUGUACAGAUUAUGCACGUAACAGUGGGCGGUGGACAGCAGUAUCGAAACUUAACACAGCUAGUCGAUUAUGUUCGACUGUCUAAAGGAAAAAAUUGUCUAUACGUUGAUUCAUAUACUGAGCGAUGCACCAGACUCCGCGUUGAGUUAGGAAAAGAACUAAAAGGGGCCAAUGUAUCGGUGUGUGUACUACAUGGACCCAAGAAUGAUACUAAAAACGACUGCAGCACCCAACUUGAUCUGACCAGUAUAACAGAUGAACCAACACAAACUAAUUUAAAUAACAGCAAUACAGACUCAGGAGUACCCGGGGAAGACUGUGCAAGGAAUUUAACUAUCACUGGUGUUUUACUAGGAGCUGCAAUUGUCGUCCUCUUCAUUAUUAUUAGUGCUCUAUGUAUCAUCUACGUUUAUAAGAAGCGUGUGGCUCUACUACACAAACACAGCCAAAUCGCAAGAGAGGAGAUGUGCAACAUGUAUGAGGAUGAACCUAUUAUGGAUGUUAACUCUUGACACAACAGUAAUUGCUCGAAUUGUGUCCUUGGUAGACUUAAUGUAAUUGAUGUCAUGUACAGUAAAAGUGUGAUCGUGUACACAAAUGCCUAGCUGGGUUUAAUCUAAAAAUUUAUUUUUUAUUCAUAAAAGCACUGCAUGGCACUGCAUGGCAAUUAUUUGACAAUACUUUAUAAUUAUAUAGGCCCAGAAAAAACAAGCUGGUCAAAUACACCUGUAUAGUGGAAAAUGACUCGUACGUUUUUCUCGUUCAAACUGUAUAUUCAACUGUACAGGACGAGCUCAAGAAGUGGUGGUUUGAAUAAUAGCUAUAGCCAAUAACUCUUCCUAUUACCCUAUAAUUAUGUUAUAGAUAGUACAUGGGCAUGAGGUAUCUCUAUGUGUUAUAGUGUCCCAUAUCACGAGGGCUUUGCCCGAGGGAUGAGGGACACUAUAACCAUAGAUACCGAAUGCACAUGUGCUAACUGAUUUAGAUCCCACUUUUAAUUGGCUGCCUCAGGCAAGAAGUGUAUCUAUAAAAGCAGCAAGCCUUAGCUAACAACAGCUUUAUAUUUUCGAAAAUGUCCUGUUCUGACAAGCUAGAUGAUUUCUGCUUCUCUGCUAAAAAACCUUGCAUUGGCCUUGCUUCAACAUUGGAAUGGACAAAUUAGUGACUCCACCUUGUGCAGGAAGCGCUCUGCAACGAAUGAGCCCAGCCUCCUCUUUUCUCUGCACUCAAGCCCCACCCCAGCUCAAGCUUCUCAGUAAACUGUUCUGAUCUGUACGGCUAGCUAGCAAGGAACAGCUUGCAGCAAUGCUACAGUGCACUAUCGUUCCCAAAAAGACACAAGAGUCUACUGAAGUAAACAAUUUUGAAACAUGGCUGCAGGAUAGAAAAACAGAAGUCAGGAGGACGAAGUUGACAAAUGCUACAUGUAGAAGACAUGCUUUCAUGCUUGUGACAAUGGACCCAGAACUAUUAAAAUCAUUGGCUCUUAGCGUUCCUCGUAGAGACAAGAAAAGAUACUGAUGAACCCUACCAUCAACCCAGCAAACGCUAUAAAAACUGGUAGUGAAAAAACUGAACAGCCAUAGCUAUUUAUCAUGCAGCUACAGCUUUAUUUAUCAAUUCUGUACAUUCAAAAAAUUAUACUUGCACUUUAUACCCUCAAGCUUAUAAUUCCCUGGGAAACUAUGAGAUUAUGGCUCAUAAUUCCCUGCUAAAAAACACACAAGUGGGAUCUAAAUAAUAGUUAGAGUACAGUGUAGAGGGGUUUAUGACAGUAAACCUCCCGACUACGAGGGCGUGAGCCCGAGGGGGGUGUGUGGUUUACUGUCAUAAACCCCGAGGCACUGUGCAUUAAUUGAUAUAUGUCCCAUCUGAUUGGCUGACUGGUUGCUAUGCAUCAAGCUGCAUGACUACCACAUAGCAACACUAUUCAAACAAGAAGACAACUAGGAAAAGAGAACUCGUCCACACACCAGGGCUGCUGUCCACACUCAAAUCCUUGCGCAGCCUGGACAGAAUAUGAGCAGCCAGCCCCUCCCUCAAAGCGAACGUACAGAGCCACUCCCCCUCUCUGUUCAAUUAGUCAGCCCCUCCCUCCACUUACUGCGCAGCAACCAAACAACACAGCUAGCUCUAGACGGUGUCUAGACCAGCUCUCUUCAGCUAUGCCAGGCUAGUAGGCAAGCAAAGGUAAGCUUAAAAUAGCCACUCCUAUAUUAUUACUAAACUGGCUUCUUUUUAUUUAAAUACAGAAGCUGAACAGGCCUAGUGCAGUGCGUGGUGCUAGUGAGCAAGGCUCAGCCUGAGCCCUAGCCCUCUCCCAGAGUGUCUCUAAAGCAGCCCCUUAAUUCUGCAAGCACACAGCAGAAUUUUUGAUGAACUAGUAUAGUCUACAGACUACACCCUCUGUCUCUAUGUUUUCAUUUAUGACAUUUUGUUUCUCAUGCAAGACAUUUUCAUUCAUCGAAAACACAAUUAAUUUAUUU